Molecule: messenger RNA, 1983 nt
Organism: Acanthosepion pharaonis
Lineage: Eukaryota; Metazoa; Mollusca; Cephalopoda; Sepiida; Sepiidae
Source: the annotation of a GenBank genome assembly
AUGUUUUGCUUUCUCUCUCUUUGUAUUGCUUUCUCUUUCUUUCUCUUUGUUUUGCUUUCUCUCUCUCUCUCUCUCUCUCUCUCUCUUUGCAUUGCUUUCUCUCUCGCUUUACUUUCUCUCUCUCUCGAUUUUCUUUGCCUUCUCUGUGUUUCUUUGCUUUCGCUCUCUCUGUGUUUCUUUGCUUUCGCUCGUUCUCCCUCUCUCCUUUGCUUUCUCUCUCUUUCUUUGCUUUCUCUCGCUCUCUUUCUUUGCUUUACUUUUUCUCUUGCUCUCUUUGUUUUUCUCUUUCUGUGUUUCUUUGCUUCGUUUUGCUUUCUCUCUUUCUCUUUCUUUACUUUGCUUUUCCUUCAUCUCUCUUUUCUUUCUCUCUCUCUCUCUCUCUCUCUCUCUCUCUCUUGGUUUGCUUUCCUCCACUCUCUUUCUUUGUUUUGCAUUUUUUUCUUUCUCUCUUUCUUGGCUUGGCUUUUUUGCUCUCUUUCACUCUCUCUUUGCUUUCUUUUUCUCUCUCUCUCUCUCUUUGCUUUCUUUUUUCUCUCCCUCUCUCUCUCUUUGCUUGUCUUUUAUUUUCUCUCUUUCUCUUUACUUGUCUUUUUUUCUCUCUUUCUCUUUGGCUUUUUUCUCUCUAUCUCUCUCUUUACUUUUUUUUCUCUCUCUCUCUCUCUGCUUUUGCUUGGCUUUCUCUCUCUCUCUCUCUCUAUUUGCUUGGCUUUUUUCUCUGUCUCUUUGCUUGGCUUUUUCUCUCUCUUUCUCUCUUUGCUUGGCUUUCUUUCUCUCUCUUUGCUUGGCUUUCUCUCUCUCUCUCUCUCUCUUUGCUUGGCUUUCUCUCUCUCUCUUUGCUUGGAUUUCUCUCUUUCUCUCUCUUUGCUUGACUUUUUUUUCUCUCUCUCUCUUUGCUUGGCUUUUUUCUCUUUCUCUUUUCUUGGUUUUUCUCUCUUCUCUCUCUCUCUCUCUCUCUCUUUGCUUGGCUUUCUUUCUCUCUCUUUUUGCUUUCUCUCUCUCUCUCUUUGGCUUUUGGCUUUCUCUCUCUUUCUUUUUUCUCUCUCUUCUCUCUUUGCUUUUUUUUUUCUCUCUCUCUCUUUGCUUUUUUCUCUCUCUCUCUCUCUCUCUCUUUGCUUGGCUUUUUCUCUCUCUCUCUCUUUUUGCUUGGCUUUCUCUUUCUCUCUCUCUCUCUCUCUUUGCUUGUCUUUUUUUCUCCCUUUGUUUGGCUUUUCUCUCUCUCUCUCUCUCUCUCUUUGGCAUUUCUCUCUCUCUCUCUUUGUUUGGCAUUUCUCUCUCUCUCUCUCUCUCUUUGUUUGGAAUUUCUCUCUCUCUCUCUUUGUUUGGCAUUUAUCUCUCUCUCUUUGUUUGGCUUUUUUCUCUCUCUCUCUCUCUUUGGCUUUUUUCUCUCUCUCUCUUUGGCUUUUUUCUCUCUAUCUCUGUUUGGCUUUUCUCUCUCUCUCUCUCUCUCUUUGUUUGGCUUUUUCAAUCUCUCUCUCUCUCUCUCUUUGUUUGGCUUUUUCAAUCUCUCUCUCUCUCUCUUUGCUUGGCUUUUUCUGUCUCUAUCUCUUUCUUUGUUUGCUUUUUAUUUCUCUCUGUCUUUACUUUUUAUUUCGCUCUCCCUUUGUUUUCUCUCUCGCAAUCUCUCUCUUUGCUUUUUUCUCUCGCAAUCUCUCUCUCUGCUUUUCACUCUCGCUCUCUCUCUCUUUGCUUUUCUCUCUCGCUCCCUCUCUCUCUCUCUCUCUCUCUCUCUGUUUUCAUUACAUCCUUGUCACAUCUUUUCAAUUCAAUUUCGCAGCCUCUUUCUCAUUCAAGAGGUCUUUUUCCCAUUGGUCGUUUGUAUUUCUUGGAUACUUUUACUCGCACAUAUAUUCAUUUGUUGCUACUGCUACCGUUCUUUCUUUCUUUCUUUCUUUCUUUCUUUCUUUCUUUCUUUCACUCCUUUCUUUCUUUCGCUUCUUUCACUCCUAUCUAAUGAUUCCUUUUUUCCUAAUGCAAUUAAUUUAA